AACACACGUGCUCACGCAUUUUGACUGGCAUGGCGGCAGUUGAAUUUUUAUAACCUCUUUCUUUCAUCAGAACAGUGCAAAGUAUCUGCGUGUACAAAAUAUUUAAUUUAUCUAAUAAAAUGGAAGAUAUUGAAAUCAAAAAAGAAAAGAAAAAGAAGAAGGUCAAGGAAGAACCAAUCGAUGCUGAUGAGCUUGCAAAUCUCCAAAAAACUGGUGAAUUCCAAAUUAAAUCUUCGGACAAAAUAGCCAAACUAGAUACUUCCGAAUGGCCACUGUUGCUGAAGAAUUUCGACAAAUUGAAUGUUCGAACAAAUCACUACACACCGUUGCCCAAUGGAGCGAGUCCAUUGAAUCGUGACAUCAAGGAAUACAUUAAGUCUGGGUUCAUUAAUUUGGACAAACCAUCGAAUCCUAGUUCACAUGAAGUUGUCGCGUGGAUAAAGAAAAUAUUGAAAGUCGAAAAGACUGGACAUUCUGGAACACUUGAUCCCAAGGUUACAGGUUGCCUAAUUGUUUGCAUUGAACGUGCCACACGUCUUGUCAAAUCUCAACAGAGUGCCGGUAAGGAGUAUGUGGCAAUUUUCAAGUUGCACGCUCCAGUCGAAUCAGUGGCCAAAGUUCAACAAGGCUUGGAAAAAUUGCGCGGAGCGCUCUUCCAACGUCCACCACUUAUUUCGGCUGUUAAGCGUCAGCUUCGUGUUCGUACUGUUUACGACAGUAAACUUCUCGACUAUGAUGAGUCACGUAAUAUGGGUGUUUUUUGGGUUAGUUGUGAGGCUGGUUCGUACAUCCGUACAAUGUGUGUACAUUUGGGUCUUGUCCUUGGGGUUGGUGGUCAAAUGGUGGAAUUGCGUCGUGUGAGAUCUGGCAUACAGUCUGAACGUGAUGGCAUGGUGACAAUGCACGAUGUCCUCGAUGCUAUGUACAUGUAUGAGAAUCACAAGGAUGAAACAAUGUUGAGAAGAGUUAUUAAGCCACUGGAAGGUCUUUUGAUUAAUCACAAGAGAAUCAUCAUGAAAGAUAGUGCGGUUAACGCUGUUUGCUAUGGUGCAAAGAUAAUGUUACCUGGUGUACUUCGUUAUGAAGAUGGCAUUGAAAUCGAUCAAGAAAUUGUCAUUUGUACAACAAAGGGUGAAGCUAUAUGUUUGGCUAUCGCACAAAUGACAACUGCAACAAUGGCAUCUUGUGAUCAUGGUGUUAUAGCUAAAAUAAAACGUGUCAUUAUGGAACGUGACUUAUAUCCAAGAACCUGGGGCUUGGGACCAAAAGCAUCAGCCAAGAAAGCUCUCAUUGCUUCAGGUAAACUGGACAAGUUCGGCAGACCAAACGAGAACACUCCUAGAGAGUGGCUUACUGGCUUUGUUGAUUAUAGUGCAAAGAAACCGACCAAUGGAAGUGCGGCCCCAGAAAUUGCAGUCGACGAAGCUGGCAAGAAGCGUAAAUUAAGCGUUCAAAGCCAAGAUGAAGCAUCGGCAGCAGUUGAAGCACUUUCCGUUUCUACAUCUGAAAAGAAGAAGAAAAAGAAACAUAAGGCCGACAAAGAGGCCCCAGAAAGCACUGAGGCUGAUGAAAGUACCCUUCCAUCCACACAAGAAGAUGCUGAGGGUGAGGGUGGAAAGAAAGAAAAGAAAAAGAAGAAGAAGAAGGAUAAAGAUCGUGAGAAGGCUGAUGACGAAUAGAUUUUAAGCAAUAUAGUUACAGCUCAGGGCUAUGGAUUGGAUUAUAUAGUGUGCUUCAAAACAAUGCAUUUUCAUUUUAUACAAAUAGAUAUAUUAUUCUUAAAGAAGGAGCUUUAAGAAUACUAAGAUUAAUUGUUAACAUGAAUAAACAAAAAAAACGUUUUAUGUUUUUUAACUGCAUCUUUUUGUUUUUAAUCCUAUGACACUACAAAAAGAAAAUUUAGUUUUAAGUCACUUCCUCAGAGUAAAGUAAAGAAAAUAUUUUGCCUACAUUAAAUGUUAAACAAAUACAAAGCAAGAUUGUUUUUUAUUACCUAUUUUGAUAAAAGUAGUAGUAAAUAUAAGAAAAUUUAUACAAAUUGUAUAUACAAUAUACUUUGAUUUUUUUUAUUUUUGUCUUCACUUGAGCUGUUUUUUUGUUUUUAAUUGUUGUUGGAUGGAUCUUGAAAUUUGGUUUCAAAAGGUAAACAUAUACUUUCAAUAAAUUUAAGAUAAAUAUUUUACAUUUUUGUGUUUUGCAGAUGUUGAGAUAACAAAAUGGGGUUCUUUAGAUUUUAAAAGGUACUGGAACGUGGUGACUGGAUCUAGCUAAAAAAGAUAUAAAAUCAUUCAAUUCAUCAUGUGUGUUGAAACAUAAAAGCGAAUUGGGACGAAUCUCACGGCAGGUCACUAUUAAGUUCUGAUAUCCCUGGGCACGAGAUCAUAAUAGUUCCAAACGAGGAAGAAGCUGAACUAAAAAGCGAAGUUAUCCUACUGUGAGAUUUUGAAAUUGGUUUCGAGUUUAAAAAGAAGAUGAAGGAGCUUUUGGGUUCACAAACUUAAACCAAAAACGUUGAAUUUUGAUUAAUAUAUCAAAGUUUUAGAUCUGAUUGCGUGCCUAAAUAUCUUUUACUUGCCGAUACUUAAUGAUUUAAGUGCCUUCGAUUUUUGAUAUUCCUUUUGGUGCUCUGACGAAUCAAAGAAUUGAAGG
Messenger RNA from Episyrphus balteatus (marmalade hoverfly), 2649 nucleotides. It is a transcript of the gene Nop60B, whose product is annotated as H/ACA ribonucleoprotein complex subunit 4. The record is from RefSeq and is a predicted model, not a curated record. Gene Ontology annotation, molecular function: pseudouridine synthase activity; RNA binding. NCBI's taxonomy places the organism in Eukaryota, Metazoa, Arthropoda, Insecta, Diptera, Syrphidae. Gene Ontology annotation, cellular component: box H/ACA snoRNP complex. The transcript has 11 exons. Bases 120 to 1679 code for a protein of 519 amino acids. Gene Ontology annotation, biological process: snRNA pseudouridine synthesis; box H/ACA sno(s)RNA 3'-end processing; mRNA pseudouridine synthesis.